Messenger RNA from Phoenix dactylifera (date palm), 516 nucleotides. RefSeq lists its product as uncharacterized. NCBI's taxonomy places the organism in Eukaryota, Viridiplantae, Streptophyta, Magnoliopsida, Arecales, Arecaceae. The record is from RefSeq and is a predicted model, not a curated record.
AUGCAGUCUAAGCUUUUCAGCAAAGAAGAAAACAUGAGCCUCCUUCCACCUGAGGAUCAAGGGCUCCAGAGAGUGCACACCAGUGUCCCAACAGAGAUUGAUAACAUUAUCGAAGAAGUGAACGAGGCCAUGACCCCAAAUGAAGUAGCGAAGGUGGAGUGCGAGUGCUGUGGGAUGUCUGAGGAUUGCACGCCAACCUACAUCAUCCGAAUCAAAGAAUUUUUCUGCGGCAAAUGGGUCUGCGGGUUCUGUUCAGAAGCAGUAAAGGAGCAGGUGAAGCGAACUCCAGCGCUGACCAUGGAAGAAGCCAUGGAGUCCCACAUGGCCCUCUGCAAGAAGUUCAACAGGACCACCAGGCUCAACCCUAAGCUCUCCUUAGCCGGUGCAAUGAGAGAUAUUGCUAGGAAAAUCUCUCAACGUAGGAUUUCCAUGGGCUCAUGUGUGCCCAAGAUUUCUAGAACCAGUAGCUGCGGUGAGGUGUUCGACUUAAAAAUCAAACGGUCACCUAUCCAGUGA